Molecule: messenger RNA, 1926 nt
Organism: Temnothorax curvispinosus
Lineage: Eukaryota; Metazoa; Arthropoda; Insecta; Hymenoptera; Formicidae
Exons: 2
Coding region: 1-1926 (641 amino acids)
Source: RefSeq, a predicted model, not a curated record
AUGCGGAUACUUCUGGUCAUCUACGUUCUCAUACUGGUGUUUUCGCUGACUCAAGCUAAGCAGAAAGCCGAAGUGCAAAAGUCACAAGUCACGAAGCUGGAAGUAGUGAAUCUCGGCGAGAUCGAAGUUGAAUCCAAUUUCAAGCAAUCCGACGUCCAGCGAAAACGAGAAUCCGGAUACACCUAUAACAGGCCGAAUCGUAUCUCUUCAAAUGCUCGAUUUCGCGUCCAAACGCAUCCGUCCAGAAGUCAAAUCGCAUUCAAGGUCCCUGGCCAGUUAAGCAGACCAUUUACGCAAUAUGGGCCGCCAAUUCACUCAACGUCCGGUUCGACGACACACGGAUAUCAUGCUCAGCAGCAACAUCGAGACAAAUUGCAGCACGACGUCAGUCAACAGCAAUCGAUCGGUUUCGGUGGAACAGGACUGAUGGAACAGGAAGUACCAAGCCCGAUCAGAAACGUUGAUUUCGCGGAGGUGAAUCCGAUCGCUAGUCAGAAUGACGAGCCGUUUGGCAUGAACACCGCUAAUUAUUUACCGCCACAAAAUCAGAAACUGCCGACUUAUAUUUCAACGGACAAUUUCGAUCCGCAACGCAUUCCAGGUCGGGGACAAAUUCACGAUACGAACUUACAGAGCCAGAACUUCGUGCAGGCUCAAAAUCAAAUUUCUGACGCCGCGCUUUUCCUGGCCGAGAACGCGCAGGCGAUCCAGCAACUUUACGGCGCACCCGCGAGCAAUCAGGACUUCGCGCCCAGCAACGAUCAGUUUCAGGAUGUCGGCAAUCCGAUUCAUAAUCUGAACAGUCAGUUCGAGAGUACUUCGCAGAGCCCUGAGGGAUUCCGCGGCACGUUACCGUCGUAUGCGUCGGGAACGCUCGAUCCUCGAAACACUCUAGAACAAAUUCAAUCUCUAGAAAAAGAUCGUUUGAUUGUCCAAUUGCAGCAGGCCCUUGCUCAAGCUCAGACUAACCCGAACGUGGCGAGAAGAUAUGCUCAGAACCAAGCAGGUUUCAUUCAGAAUCAGGAACUUCUCGCCUCUAUAAGCCAGCAAGUGAACUCACAUAUUCUUACAACGCCGCAGUCUGCAGCUUUUAGUCCUGGAAACACCGCGUUCAGUCAGUCUACCUUCCUACCAGAAACUACGGUCAAUCCCAUGAGGUUUCCCGUUAACUACGGUAUUCCAACCACUACGCAAACUCCGACUACAACAACUACGGCCGGAAUACUCACUACGCAAUCCCCAUUGCAACCAUCCAAGAGCGAUGGUAUUGCCCAAGCAGUGUCAUCGCACCCCGCUUCUAACCAGCCUGGUUCUUCCACGACCGGAUCUCCCGCGGGAAUCCCCCUUUACGGUGGAUUUGUACCGUCUUUCAUCACGGGAACCAACUUUCCCAGCUACGGCACCAGCAUCUUUACAUCUGGCUCCGUCAGACCUGUGCAAUCCCCCGAAACAUCGCCCACCCAUUUCGGGAUACCGAUUCCCACGGAACCGCCUCAGAAACCGGUACCGGGAUCGGCACCCUCGACCCCAGCGACGACAAUACCUUCUCUCUCGCCCGCCUCGUCAUCAAAUCGACCGGGGUUCGCUCUGACACCGGUGGCCCUGCCAAUUCAUCCGAUACGACCUGUUGCUCCUUUCGCGACACCGGUGCGUCCGAUCGUCGCUCCCCUGCUACCAGCGUAUCCCGCGCAAGUGCAUCCGGCGCAAACCGCCCCGGCCGUAUCAUCCAGCGUGCAGCAUACGUUCAGCGUGCAGAACGCAUUGAUCAAUCCCGCUCUCUAUAAACCGGUUAAAGCGGUCUAUCCGGUGUACUACUAUCCCGUGGACAUCGCUUAUCAGCUGCAGAAGCCUACGUCGCCGAGUUAUCCGUGGAAUUACGCGCCUUCGUACACGACGCAGACGGGACCGGCGAAAAUAUGGAAAUGA